Molecule: messenger RNA, 5285 nt
Organism: Monomorium pharaonis (pharaoh ant)
Lineage: Eukaryota; Metazoa; Arthropoda; Insecta; Hymenoptera; Formicidae
Product: fibroblast growth factor receptor homolog 1
Exons: 11
Coding region: 889-3384 (831 amino acids)
Biological process (GO): positive regulation of cell population proliferation; protein phosphorylation; fibroblast growth factor receptor signaling pathway
Cellular component (GO): signaling receptor complex; membrane
Molecular function (GO): ATP binding; fibroblast growth factor receptor activity
Source: RefSeq, a predicted model, not a curated record
CGUGGAGCGAGCGGUUAUUUCAAGCGACGGCUCUUCUGGCACUUCGCCCCGAGCUUUCCUCCUCGUGCGCAUCCUCCUCUCGGAGUAGUCGUCGUCUGCCACGAGUAUUAGCGGCGCGUAUCGUCAGUGUCGCGACGUCGCGGCCUCCGAGGCGAGACUCCGAGAGCGAAAGAGACGGAGGAAAAGGAGAAACACCGUUAGAGCCGGAAAACUAGAGCACCGCGUGUUGAAAAGCCACCAACGACUUUAAUUUACAUUGACUAAUAAUCUCCGCGAAAUCACAGUGACACUUGCCAGUGAACAGAGAGACCAAAGUCUUCUGGGUGAUAGAUAAGCUACGGUGUCAGUGAAUGGAUAGACGUUUUGUGUUCUGUGACCAGGAUCAAAAGAGUAAUCGCAUAAGGUGAGAAAAUUACUCUGGUAAGAUGGAAUCGGCGUGGAAAAGAGAAGCACAGGAGAUUCUGUGAACGACGACGCGCUGCCGCCGCCGCCGUCGGACACGCGCGUCUGGCCUGAAAUAACAGCCGGGAAUGCGUACACAGUGAAUCAGCUCCCGUACGUCGUCUCGCAACGGACGCGAAUCUCCUCCACCAGCACACGCACAGCUUCUUCCCUCCUGCCUCGCCGUCUCUUUAUCGUCCUCGACAAACCCUUCCGAGACGCGGUGCAUUAUUGGCGCCGGUGCUCCCGACACAGGGUGAAAAAGAGAGAACAACCCGUGGAGUUCCCGAGAACGACGGAUUGAGAAAAGCCAGAAGCGCCAGAGGCAUUGCCGCCACGAAGGGGCCGAGGGAAGGGAGUUAUCGAAACGCCGUCGAAGGAGUUUUCUCGGAAAGGAGAUCGCAAUACGCACGGAGGUCACCCAUGCCACGAUUACAUUAACUGUAUAUGCCCGGUGCCGAGCGAGUCGAAAUGGCGGGGAGGAUCUGCGUAAUCUUUGGGAUUCUUGCUAUCCUGGAUGUCGGGCUUACGCUGAGACGUAAGGACGCAAGGAUGGUUCAACUGGAUACAAUUAAUCCUGACGUUGUGGUAUCCGUGGGCGAGAAACUCAAUCUACGUUGCCAACAAAACUUGAAUUUUGAGACGACGUGGUAUAAGGACGACGAGGCGUUACGCAAGCCGACCACCAGAAUACGCGUGAACAAGCAGUUUUUGAAGUUCAAAUACAUCGAGCCGGGGGAUAUCGGCGUCUACAGUUGUAGAUUGGAAUCGAACGAUACCGUCGAAUGGAAGAACGUGACUGUGCGCGUCGAGAACCUGCAGAACGACGGCUUCCAGAAUGAAAGCGAUGACAAGACCUCUGUGGUGAACAUGCUCAGACCUUACCACAGCGACCCUCUCGACCUCGCAAGAAGCUUGCCUGAGCCACGAUCGUUGCACCUGGACAGUGAGAAGUUGGACGCGGAUCUAGACGAGAAAAUCGACGUCGAUGUCGUGGAGGAUGAGCACAGCCACAAGGUGCUUCCGGAGAGUCCGCCCGCCUUCAACACUACCAACGACCUGAUCGACGUGGUGGUGAAGCCCGCGGGCAGCAUGGUGCGACUGAGGUGCCCGAGCGUGGGCAAUCCCAAGCCGAAUAUCACGUGGCUGAAGAACAACGAGGAGCCGAAGCGGGACCUCGGUGUCGCGGUCCAGACCAAGUGGUCUCUAAGACUGGAAGAUCUCAUUACCAAGGACAGCGGCAAUUACACGUGCAUCGUGUGCAAUUAUCUGGGAUGCAUCGAUCAUACCUUCAAAGUCCAGAUUAUCGAGACAUUACCGCAUCGACCGAUUCUAACAAGGGCGCCACGUAACACUACAGAGCUUAUUGGAAACAACGUUACUUUUAUCUGCCAGGUGUUAUCCGAUGCACAUCGUCAUCUCGAAUGGUACCACGGUCAACAUACUUCUUUCGACACCGUCAACAAGACCAAUGAUAGCUUACGGGUGGAGGCUGGAAUGGAUUCGGAAAAUCCGGAGGAAUUGACGCUGUAUAACGUUACUGAAAAGGACGAGGGAUGGUACACGUGCAUCGCUCAGAAUACUUUAGGGGAAACGUUUAGCAGCGCUUAUCUACGCGUUGUUGAAACGUUGGACGAACAAAAAGUACUGCUAACCGCAAAGCCACACAUCCUAGUGAACGUUCUCGCAGCCAUUCUCUGCCUGUUCUUCGCUGUGGGUGUCGUCGUGGUAAUAUACAUCUUUCAUCGAUUGAAACGCGAAAAGAUGAAAAAGCUACUCGCUAUAGAAACGGCGCGGGCAGCCUUCGUGACACAGUGGACGAAGAAGGUGAUUGUGGAGAAGCCGAACUCGCCUAACGAAGAGGAGCUACUGAUGCCUAUCGUAAAGAUCGAGAAACAGAAAUCUACCGUCGUCGCCAAAGACAAUAUCACUGACAACGUGACCGAGUAUGAGAUACCAUUGGAUAAUCGUUGGGAAAUUCCGAGGGAAUAUCUUACGCUCGGACAUACUUUAGGCGAAGGAGCCUUCGGCAAAGUCGUCAAAGCGGAGCUGAAAGUCAAUAAACCUGGAAUACCCAACGUCGUCGCGGUAAAGAUGUUGAAAGAGGGACACACAGAUCCCGAGAUGGUGGACUUGGUUCAAGAGAUGGAGGUGAUGAAGGGGAUCGGCAAGCACGUGAACAUUAUCAAUCUGUUAGGUGCCUGCACUCAAAACGGUCCUCUAUACGUCAUCGUAGAGUUUGCACCUCACGGGAAUUUACGUGACUUCCUCCGAGGUUACAAAGCGGAAUACGAACCGACUAUUAAAUUACAGCCGAAGAAGAAGAUCAUGCAAAAGGAUUUGGUCUCGUUCGCGUAUCAGGUGGCGCGUGGGAUGGAAUAUCUGUCUAGUAGAAAGUGUAUACACAGAGACCUGGCGGCCAGGAACGUCCUCGUCAGUGACGAAUACGUGGUGAAGAUCGCCGAUUUCGGUCUCGCCAGAGACAUUCAUUCUCAAGACUACUACAGGAAGAAAACGGAAGGACGGCUGCCGAUAAAAUGGAUGGCUCCGGAGGCCCUAUUUGACCGCAUAAACACCACUCAAUCCGACGUAUGGUCGUACGGGAUCCUGUUGUGGGAGAUCAUGUCGCUGGGUAGCUCGCCCUACCCGACCUUGCAGUCGAUCGAGAAGUUAUUCCGGCUACUUAAAGACGGCUAUCGAAUGGAGAAGCCACCUAACUGCUCGGUCGACAUAUAUAUGGUCAUGAGAGACUGUUGGAUCUAUCAGCCGGAGGAGAGGCCGACAUUCAGCGAGCUGGUCGAGGAGCUCGACAGAAUAUUGACGAGAACAGCGAACGAGGAAUAUUUGGAUCUCGGCUUGCCUCAACUGGACACCCCUCCGUCCAGCCAGGAGUCCAGCGAGACGGAAGAGGAAGACGAGGAGACAUUUCCAUAUCUACUGUGAGCCGCGCGGCGCUCGCGAGAAAUGUCACUUGAAUCUCGCAUACCUGGGAUAACUCUAGGUGACUCGUGAACCUGGUAGCCAUCGGCGAGAACGAGUGGAGUGGAGCGCAUAAUGGGAAAUAAGGAAACGAGGAAUCUGAGAGCGUGGGAUAACCGACUGACAAACAAGCAAACACGCCAAAUAAAAUAAAUAAAUAAAUAAAUCAGUAUUUACCUGUGUAACGCGUAGAAUUAAGGAAUCGUGAAGCGUGUGUCAGUAAAACGAUUUGCGUAUCGCAGUACAAACUGGGGCAUUCUGUGUUUUAUUGGCUUUUUUUGCGAAUUGAUGCACGCCGGAUUUCGGAUCGAAAAAGGGACUGACGAAGGGGAAACCGAAAGGACACUACCUUUUACUACGCCUUCAUACACAAAAAGCGAAUUUGUAUAUUUCUUAUAGAUAUUUGUAGAUGUAAAUGUAAAUGUGCCAUGACAGUGCCUUACCGAGGUGUCAGACAACAAGCGAAGUGACAAGUCUAUCGUGACAGGGAUAUAUUCGACCGUAUGCUAGAACACGAUGAAUCGUACGCACAGAUAUGUCAAACGAGAACAUAAUAUUGUGUUUUGUAACUAGUCAACUGUGAAAAAUUGUAUGUUUUCCUGUAUUAUAGUAGCUGAUAGAUUUUUAGCCGGUUUUUUUUUACGCGGUUAGCACUAACGGAUCGCGUAUUUUAUAUAUUAUAUAUCUCACGAAACGCGAGAAGAGAAAUCAGCGAGAAAAAAGUCCAUAGUACCAUUGUAAGCUUUGUAGUUGUAUCAGUCGCGAUCACGAUACAUGUAUAAAUGGAAGAAAGGCGCUUAGAAGUAGAUAAUUUAUUUCACUGUAUACUAGUAUCCCUCGAGUGUAUACCCAGCGAGCAAAUUUCUGUCCACAAUGCGGAUUACUAGCAAAUUGGAUUACUUGCGUCAAUGUUAAGCUCGUAUUUUUUGUUGACCAAGGCUGAUAUCUCAUGUGCCCUACAAAUUUUUGUAUCAACAAUCAAGCACCAGCUUGAAAUAUUAGCCUAAAUCUGUUGACAUAAUUUAUGUAAUUGGCAGCAGAUUGACAGCAGAAAGCAUAUGUCGAAUAUUCUACUCCAGUUUUGUUGGCAAUCUGCAUCUGUGCAGUAAAUAAUCUACUUGAUUUCAAUCGUCAAAUAUAUUUAUUGAAUGAAUAUUGCUAUAAUUCAGCCAGCAUUCUGCUAACAACAUUGUAUGUAUAUAUGUCAAACCGUAGCAAACUUUCCUUGUAGAAAUUUAAUUCAUUUUAAAGCAGUUCUAACAACGUCAAAGAUUUUAAAAUAAAUUCCAAUUUCUUAUAUAAUAUUGUCCGAAUUAAUAUUUAUUUUUUAAUUAAAAGUUGGCUGUUGACCAUUUUUGCAAAAAAAUUGAAUAGAUAUAGAUUGUUAAACAUUAACAUAAUUGCUUUUAAUAUUUGUUAAAUAAUUAAUUUCUGGCCAAUUUAAUAUUGUAAGUAAAUAAGUUAAAUUUCUCUAAGGGUUAUAUGACACCUUUUUAUUGACAAAAUUUGUUUGUAACGGUUUGUAGAAUUUGUUCUUGGCAGACCUAGCCGUCUGGGUAUACGCACGUCUUUAGGCUCUUUUUUUACGUAAUCUUAAGAUAUUGCUCUUUUAUAAGCAUCUCUCUUGUAAAAAGUAACAACAGAUUUACGAAUUAGAAGGUAGUUUUUUAAUUCAUAACUUGUACAUAUGGUCGUUUAUUUAAAGAGUAUUUGUUAUGAAAUAGAAUAAAAUAUCGAAUAAAUUAGCAUUUACCUGAGGUGCAUAGAUUUUAUGUAUAAACCGUAUAAAAGAAUCAUCAUUAAAUUCAAUACAAUGUGAAUUUCAUCACCUGAAUAAAUCGGUCAAUCUGUAUUAAAUAAAAAUA